Williopsis jadinii is the source of this 1649-nucleotide messenger RNA. Its product is annotated as PLP-dependent transferase. The record is from RefSeq and is a predicted model, not a curated record. NCBI's taxonomy places the organism in Eukaryota, Fungi, Ascomycota, Saccharomycetes, Phaffomycetales, Wickerhamomycetaceae. Gene Ontology annotation, cellular component: cytosol. The transcript has a single exon. Bases 206 to 1600 code for a protein of 464 amino acids. Gene Ontology annotation, molecular function: transaminase activity; pyridoxal phosphate binding.
CUAUCAUAGAUUUAACACAAUCCUAGUGCCAUACUUGGUAAAGUGGUAUGAUUCUUUAUCAAUGUAGUUAGGAAGGAGAAAAAAAAGGGGAGAGGAUAACAGAAAGAAGUUGGAACUUGAGGUAUAAAAAGGGCAUCCAAUGACUCUGUUGAGAGAUUCAGCUCAAGAGAUGAGGUAAGCCAGUUCAUAACUAUCACGAACAACAAUGACAUUCACAGAAUCGCGCUUAUUACAGGCAACCGUUACCAAGAAAAACCCUUACGUCAUUGCAGGAGACGGUAUCAAAAUCACAGUAAAGGACCCAUACACUGGGGAGGUUUCUGAGAUGAUUGAUGGAUGCACAGGUGCUGCCGUUGGCUCACUGGGCCAUGGUGACCCUGACAUCCUUGAGGAGAUUGUCAAAGCCUCAAAGGAAUGCGUCUACUCGUUCCCAUUAGCUAUGACAAACGAAUAUGCUGAAGAGCUUGCUGAUUACCUCAUUGAACGCUCUCCAAAGGGCGCUUUCAAGGCUGCAAUCUUUACUGGUUCCGGGUCUGAGUCCAACGACAACGCGUUGAAAAUCAUCUACCAGUACCAUGUUGAGAGAAACGAUGCUAAGAGGGUCAAGUUCAUUUCGAGACAGAAAUCCUACCACGGCUAUACCCUGGGGGCCAUGGCCAUUUCCGGUUCGAGAACCAGCCCUUUUGAACCCAUCUUGCUGAGUGCAAAGCAGACACCAAAAGUUGGAACAGUUUACAGAUACCGUGAACAGAGAGAUGGUGAAACGGAAGAGCAGUACAAAGACAGGCUCUUGGAGGAGCUGGAGGAGGCCUUUAUCGCUGCAGGUCCAGAUACUGUUGCGGCCUUCAUCACCGAAACUGUUUCAGGUUCUACAGUCGGAACAGAACCCCCAUUGCCAGGUUACUUGGAAGGCGCCCGUGCUAUCUGCCACAAGUAUGGGGCAUUGUUCAUGCUGGAUGAAGUCAUGUGUGGGAUGUCAAGAUGUGGUGCCUUCCACGCUUGGGAGAAGUAUUUGCCUCUUGAUGAUGAAUCAUCCGGUGCUGUUGGUCCAGAUAUCCAAUCUAUCGGAAAGACACUUGGCUCGGGCUUUGUCACCAUUGCAGGUGUCUUGAUCUCGCCAAAGGUUAGAGACACUAUUGCCAAUGGAUCGAACAGCAUCCCAGGUGCGCAGACGUAUCAUUCACAUGCCUUUAACACCAGAAUCGCUCUUGCAGUCCAGAAGAAGAUUGCCAAAUUGGAACUCACUGCUAAUAUUGAGGAAGUUGGCUCCUACAUGGGUCAACUUCUGAAGGAGAAGAUCCCAAAGGUUUCCAAAUUCUGUGGAGAUGUUAGAGGCAGUGGUGGGUUCUGGAGUGUUGAGUUUGUCAAAGACAGAACCACCAAGGAGAAGUUCGCUGUUGAGGAUGACUUCGCCCAUAUAGUUGGCCGCGUUGCCUUCAAGAAUGGUCUUUCCAUCAUGGCACUCUGUGGAGCUGGUGAAGUCGGCGACCAUGUUACUCUUUCACCAUCGUACAUCAUCACCAAAGCCGACGCUGAGGCUAUCGUGGACUUGCUGGCCAAAUCUAUUGUUGAAGCUGAGGAAUUGUUCUUGAGCCAGUAACAUCUCUCGUCUUAUAGGUUGUAUAUAGAUACAAGUUGAAUCUUAUUCU